Sapajus apella (tufted capuchin) is the source of this 27210-nucleotide messenger RNA. It is a transcript of the gene SYNE1, whose product is annotated as spectrin repeat containing nuclear envelope protein 1. The transcript is spliced from 145 exons. Bases 33 to 26465 code for a protein of 8810 amino acids. The record is from RefSeq and is a predicted model, not a curated record. Gene Ontology annotation, molecular function: protein binding. Lineage: Eukaryota; Metazoa; Chordata; Mammalia; Primates; Cebidae. Gene Ontology annotation, cellular component: membrane.
ACUCCUCUUUGCUUUUACAGCGGAAACCUCCAAUGGUGGUGGAUGAUCUUUUUGAAGACAUGAAAGAUGGUGUUAAACUGCUUGCCCUUCUGGAGGUCCUGUCUGGGCAGAAACUGCCUUGUGAACAAGGACGCCGGAUGAAGCGAAUCCAUGCUGUGGCUAACAUCGGCACGGCACUCAAGUUCCUUGAAGGAAGAAAGGUAAAAGGGAACAUAAGUUUCAUGCUAUUUGGUACAAACUUCAAAAUUAAAUUAGUCAACAUCAACUCCACCGAUAUAGCUGAUGGGCGACCCUCAAUAGUUCUUGGAUUGAUGUGGACCAUUAUUCUGUAUUUCCAGAUCGAAGAGUUGACCAGCAACCUGCCCCAGCUCCAGUCUUUGUCCAGCAGUGCAUCCUCCGUGGACAGCUUAGUUAGCUCUGAGACUCCCAGCCCUCCAAGUAAACGGAAGGUGACCACCAAGAUCCAAGGGAAUGCUAAGAAGGCUUUAUUAAAGUGGGUUCAGUACACGGCUGGGAAGCAGACUGGAAUAGAAGUAAAGGAUUUUGGGAAGAGUUGGAGAAGUGGGGUUGCCUUUCAUUCAGUUAUUCAUGCCAUUCGACCUGAACUGGUGGACUUGGAGAAAGUGAAAGGAAGAUCCAACCGAGAAAAUCUGGAGGAUGCUUUCACUAUUGCGGAAACAGAGCUGGGGAUCCCAAGACUGCUAGAUCCUGAAGAUGUUGAUGUGGAUAAACCAGAUGAAAAGUCUAUUAUGACCUAUGUCGCCCAGUUUCUGAAACAUUAUCCCGACAUCCACAAUGCAGGCACUGAUGGGCAAGAGGAUGAUGAAAUACUUCCAGGUUUCCCAUCUUUUGCAAAUUCUAUACAAAAUUUUAAGAGAGAAGACAGGCUAAUCUUGAAGGAAAUGAAGGUUUGGAUAGAACAAUUUGAGAGAGAUUUGACAAGAGCACAGAUGGUGGAGUCAAAUUUACAGGAUAAAUAUCAGUCAUUUAAGCACUUCAGAGUUCAAUAUGAAAUGAAAAGGAAACAGAUUGAACAUUUAAUACAGCCAUUACAUAGAGACGGAAAAUUGUCACUUGACCAAGCAUUGGUAAAACAAUCUUGGGAUAGAGUGUCCUCCAGGCUCUGUGAUUGGCAUAUACAGCUUGAUAAAUCUCUUCCGGCACCUCUGGGCACCAUAGGUGCCUGGCUAUACAGAGCAGAGGUGGCCCUGAGAGAGGAAAUAACCAUUCAGCAGGUCCACGAGGAAACAGCAAACACAAUACAACGGAAACUUGAGCAACAUAAGGAUCUGCUUCAAAACACAGAUGCCCACAAAAGAGCAUUCCAUGAAAUCUACCGGACUAGGUCUGUUAACGGGAUUCCAGUGCCACCUGAUCAAUUAGAGGACAUGGCCGAGAGGUUUCAUUUUGUUUCCUCCACAUCAGAGCUACACCUAAUGAAAAUGGAAUUUCUAGAAUUAAAGUACCGUCUGCUCUCACUGCUGGUUCUUGCAGAGUCAAAGCUGAAGUCCUGGAUCAUUAAGUAUGGGAGGAGAGAGUCAGUGGAGCAGCUUCUACAGAACUACGUGUCUUUUAUAGAAAAUAGCAAGUUCUUUGAACAAUAUGAAGUGACAUACCAGAUCUUGAAACAGACAGCCGAAAUGUAUAUCAAAGCAGAUGGUUCAGUGGAGGAAGCUGAGAAUGUAAUGAAAUUCAUGAAUGAAACCACUGCUCAGUGGCGAAAUCUCUCAGUAGAAGUUAGGAGUGUGAGGAGCAUGCUGGAAGAAGUGAUCUCUAACUGGGAUCGCUAUGGCAAUACAGUGGCUAGUCUGCAAGCCUGGCUAGAGGAUGCUGAAAAAAUGCUCAAUCAAUCAGAAAAUGCCAAAAAGGAUUUUUUUCGAAAUUUACCUCAUUGGAUUCAGCAGCAUACUGCCAUGAACGAUGCUGGCAAUUUUCUCAUUGAAACCUGUAAUGAGAUGGUUUCCCGUGACCUGAAGCAGCAAUUACUAUUGCUAAAUGGGCGGUGGAGGGAGUUGUUUAUGGAAGUCAAGCAAUAUGCUCAAGCUGAUGAGAUGGACAGAAUGAAGAAGGAGUACACAGACUGUGUUGUUACCCUGUCUGCUUUUGCAACGGAAUCCCAUAAGAAACUUUCUGAACCCUUAGAAGUCUCUUUUAUGAAUGUCAAGUUACUAAUUCAAGACUUGGAGGAUAUUGAGCAGAGGGUGCCUGUGAUGGAUGCCCAAUACAAGAUAAUUACAAAGACAGCACACCUGAUUACCAAAGAAAGCCCCCAAGAAGAAGGAAAAGAAAUGUUUGCAACCAUGUCAAAGCUCAAAGAACAGCUAACCAAGGUCAAAGAAUGUUACUCCCCACUCCUUUAUGAGUGUCAGCAGCUGUUGAUUCCGUUGGAGGAAUUAGAAAAGCAGAUGACGUCCUUUUAUGACUCACUUGAGAAAAUCAACGAAAUUAUCACAGUUCUUGAGCAUGAGGCACAAUCUAGUGCUCUUUUUAAACAAAAGCAUCAGGAACUGUUAGCUUGUCAAGAUAACUGCAAGAAAACCUUGACACUUAUUGAGAAAGGCAGUCAAAGUGUUCAAAAGUUUGUGACGUUGAGCAACGUGUUAAAGCAUUUUGAUCAGACGAGGCUACAAAGACAGAUUGCAGAUGUUCAUGUUGCUUUUCAGAGUAUGGUGAAGAAAACCGGAGAUUGGAAGAAGCAUGUAGAAACCAACAGUCGCUUGAUGAAGAAGUUUGAGGAAUCUCGGGCAGAGUUGGAGAAGGUGCUGCGGAUUGCUCAAGAGGGCCUGGAGGAAAAGGGGGAUCCGGAGGAGCUCCUGCGGAGACACACUGAGUUUUUCAGUCAGCUGGAUCAGAGGGUGCUCAAUGCCUUCCUGAAAGCUUGUGAUGAACUCACCGACAUCCUCCCAGAGCAGGAGCAGCAGGGGCUGCAGGAAGCUGUUCGAAAGCUCCACAAACAAUGGAAGGAUCUUCAAGGAGAAGCCCCUUAUCAUUUGCUUCAUCUGAAGAUUGAUGUGGAGAAGAAUAGGUUCUUAGCCUCUGUAGAAGAAUGCAGAGCUGAGCUGGAUCGAGAGACCAAGCUGGUGCCCCAGGAAGGCAGUGAAAAGAUAAUUAAAGAGCACAGGGUUUUCUUCAGUGACAAAGGUCCUCAUCAUCUCUGUGAGAAAAGGUUACAGCUCAUCGAGGAACUCUGUGUGAAACUCCCAGUCCGGGACCCAGUAAGGGACACACCUGAAACCUGUCAUGCGACUCUCAAAGAGCUCAGAGCUGCCAUUGACAGCACCUACAGGAAGCUCAUGGAAGACCCAGACAAGUGGAAGGACUACACGAGCAGAUUCUCUGAGUUCUCAUCUUGGAUAUCUACAAAGGAGACACAAUUAAAGGGGAUCAAGGGUGAGGCCAUCAAUACUGCCAAUCAUGGAGAAGUUAAAUGUGCUGUUGAAGAGAUCAGAAAUGGUAUUACCAAAAGGGGCGAGACCCUCGGCUGGCUGAAAUCCAGGCUGAAAGUUUUGACUGAAGUUUCUUCUGAGAAUGAAGCCCAAAAGCAGGGAGAUGAGCUGGCAACAUUAUCCAGCUCGUUCAAGGGUCUCUCAACGUUGCUGUCAGAGGUUGAAAAGAUAGUAAGCAACUUUGGGGACUGUGUCGAGUACAAAGAAAUAGUGAAAAAUUCUCUUGAAGAAUUAAUUUCUGGCUCUAAAGAAGCCCAGGAACAAGCUGAGAAGAUCUUGGAUACUGAAAAUCUGUUUGAAGCACAGCAGUUACUUCUUCAUCACCAGCAAAAGACAAAGCGGAUCUCAGCAAAGAAGAAAGAUGUGCAGCAGCAGAUCGCGCAGGCGCAGCAGGGAGAAGGGGGGCUGCCUGACAGAGGCCGUGAGGAGCUGCGGAAGCUGGAGAGUACCCUGGACGGCCUGGAGCGCAGCCGGGAGAGACAGGAGCGCCGUAUCCAGGUCACAUUAAGAAAAUGGGAACGUUUUGAAACAAACAAAGAAACAGUAGUAAGAUACCUUUUUCAAACAGGUUCCAGUCAUGAACGCUUCUUGAGUUUUAGCAGUUUGGAAAGUUUAUCUUCAGAAUUGGAACAAACAAAGGAGUUUUCUAAACGGACAGAAAGUAUUGCAGUCCAGGCUGAGAACCUUGUAAAGGAAGCUUCAGAGAUACCACUUGGGCCCCAAAACAAGCAGCUGCUUCAACAGCAGGCCAAGUCAAUCAAAGAGCAAGUCAAAAAAUUAGAAGACACGCUUGAAGAAGAUAUUAAAACCAUGGAAAUGGUGAAAACCAAGUGGGAUCAUUUUGGCAGUAAUUUUGAGACUCUGUCCACCUGGAUAACUGAGAAAGAAAAAGAACUCAAUGGCUUGGAAACUUCAUCAUCUGCCAUGGACAUGCAAAUCAGCCAAAUUAAGGUCACAAUUCAGGAAAUAGAAAGUAAGCUCAGCAGCAUUAUAGGAUUAGAAGAAGAAGCCCAGUCUUUUGCUCAAUUUGUUACCACUGGAGAAUCUGCUCGAAUUAAAGCCAAGCUGACACAAAUAAGAAGAUACUGGGAAGAACUUCGAGAGCAUGCACAGUGUCUGGAAGGAACAAUCCUGGGACAUUUAUCCCAGCAGCAAAAGUUUGAAGAGAACCUUAGAAAGAUCCAGCAAUCUGUGUCUGAAUUUGAAGAUAAACUUGCUAUUCCAAUUAAAAUAUGUUCUUCAGCUACAGAAACAUACAAAGUUCUUCAAGAACAUAUGGAUCUCUGCCAGGCCCUGGAGUCCCUGAGCAGCCCGAUCACUGCCUUCUCAGCCAGUGCCAGGAAAGUUGUGAACAGAGACUCCUGUGUUCAGGAGGCUGCGGCUCUACAACAGCAAUACGAGGGCACCCUAAGGAAGGCGAAGGAGAGACAGACUGCGCUGGAGAACCUGCUGGCCCACUGGCAGAGGCUAGAGAAAGAACUAUCAUCCUUUCUGACUUGGUUAGAGCGUUGUGAAGCUAUAGCCAGUUCCCCAGAAAUGGACAUUUCUGCAGACAGAGUCAAAGUGGAAAGUGAACUUCAGUUAAUUCAGGCACUGCAAAAUGAAGUUCUAUCCCAGGCCUCAUUCUAUAGCAAACUUUUGCAACUGAAGGAAUCAUUGUUUUCGGUAGCCUCCAAAGAGGAUGUGAAAAUGCUGAAACUACAUUUGGAGCAGUUGGAUGAGAGAUGGAGAGAUUUACCCCAGAUAAUUAACAAAAGGAUUAAUUUUCUUCAGUCUGUGGUUGCUGAACACCAGCAAUUUGAUGAGCUGCUGCUUUCCUUUUCUAUCUGGAUUAAGCUGUUUCUCAGUGAAUUACAAGCUACUUCUGAGAUUAGCAUAAUGGACCAUCAAGUAGCUCUUACUCGCCACAAGGACCACACAGCAGACGUAGAGAGCAAAAAGGGCGAAUUGCAGAGUCUGCAGGGUCACUUAGCAAAGCUGGGUUCUCUGGGCCGAGCUGAGGACCUCCAUCUCCUGCAGGGCAAGGCUGAGGACUGCUUCCAACUGUUUGAGGAGGCCAGCCAGGUUGUGGAGAGGCGGCAGCUUGCCCUGUCCCAUUUGGCAGAAUUCCUCCAGAGCCAUGCCUCUCUGUCCAGUGUUCUCCACCAGCUGAGGCAAAUGGUGGAAGCAACCAACAGUAUGAAUAAGAACCAGUCUGAUCUGAUAGAAAAGAACCUCAAUGAUGCUAUUCAAGAUGCUAAAGCAUUAGAAUCUACUGCCGUCAGUCUUGAUGGUAUUCUUUCCAAAGCCCAAUACCAUCUGAAAAGUGGGAGCUCUGAGCAGAGGACUUCCUGCAGAGCCACGGUUGAUCAGCUCUUUGGAGAGUUAGAGAGGAUCCAGAACCUUCUGGGAACCAAGCAGAGUGAGGCAGAUGCCCUUGCAGUGUUGAAAAAAGCAUUCCAAGACCAGAAAGAGGAGCUGCUGAAAAGCAUUGAGAGCAUUGAAGAAAGGACUGACAAAGAACGAUUGAAGGAACCUACUCGCCAAGCUCUUCAGCAGAGCCCACUUUCCCCUUUAAAUGUUGAAGCCCUCAAAAUCAUCUUUGGAGAAAGGUUAAGAGUGUUUAAUCAACUAGAAGAUGAAUUGAAUUCUCAUGAGCAUGAACUAUGUUGGUUGAAAGACAAAGCCAAGCAAAUUGCCCAGAAAGAUGUAGCUUUUGCACCUGAAGUUGACAGGGAGAUAAACCGCUUAGAGGUCACCUGGGAUGAUACUAAAAGACUAAUUCAUGAAAAUCAGGGUCAAUGCUGUGGACUAAUUGACUUAAUGAGAGAAUAUCAGAACCUAAAGUCAGCUGUAUCUAAAGUCCUGGAAAAUGCCAGCAGUGUGAUUGUAACCAGAACUACCAUAAAAGAUCAGGAGGAUCUUAAAUGGGCCUUUUCCAAGCAUGAAACUGCCAGGAACAAAAUGAAUUAUAAACAGAAAGACUUGGAUAACUUUACCAGCAAAGGAAAACACUUGUUGUCUGAGCUGAAAAAAAUUCACAGUAGUGAUUUCAGCUUGGUGAAAGCAGACAUGGAGAGCACCGUGGACAAAUGGCUGGAUGUAGCAGAGAAACUUGAAGAAAACAUGGACAGGCUGAGAGUAAGCCUGUCCAUUUGGGAUGAUGUACUCUUAAGUAAAGAUGAGAUCGAGGGAUGGUCAAACAACUCUGUUCCACAGAUGGCAGAAAACAUCAGCAACCUGAGUAACCACCUCAGAGCCGAAGAACUGCUUAAAGAAUUUGAGUCUGAAGUUAAAAACAAAGCAUUGAGAUUGGAAGAACUGCAUUCCAAAGUUAAUGAUCUUAAAAAAUUAACUAAAAAUCCAGAAACACCGCCAGACCUUCGGUUUAUAGAAGCAGACUUAAGGCAGAAACUGGAGCAUGCCAAAGAAAUAACUGAAGUAGCAAAAGGAACCUUGAAGGAUUUCACUGCUCAAAGUACACAAGUGGAGAAAUUUAUUAAUGAUGUAACAACAUGGCUCACAAAAGUGGAAGAAUCGUUGAUGAACUGUGCCCAAACUGAGACUUGUGAAGGACUGAAAAAAGUCAAGGAUAUACAAAAAGAACUUCAAAGUCAACAAAGCAACAUCAGCUCUACCCAAGAAAAUCUCAAUAGCUUGUGCCGCAAGUACCACUCAGCUGAGUUGGAGAACCUGGGCCGUGCAAUGACUGGUCUGAUAAAGAAACACGAAGCUGUGAGCCAGCUGUGCUCCAAAACCCAGGCCAGCCUGCAGGACUCUCUGGAAAAACACUUCAGUGAGUCUAUGCAGGAAUUCCAAGAAUGGUUUUUGGGAGCAAAGGCAGCAGCAAAAGAAUCGUCAGAUCGCACUGGUGACAGCAAGGUUCUAGAAGCAAAGCUCCAAGAUCUUCAGAGCAUAUUGGACUCAGUCAGUGAUGGGCAGAGCAAACUUGAUGCAGUGACUCAAGAAGGACAAACUUUGUAUGCACAUUUGUCUAAACAAAUUGUCAGUAGCAUUCAGGAACAAAUCACAAAGGCCAAUGAAGAGUUUCAAGCAUUUCUGAAACAAUGUCUCAAAGAUAAACAGGCUCUUCAAGACUGUGCUUCAGAACUUGGCAGCUUUGAAGAUCAGCACAGAAAACUGAACUUAUGGAUCCAUGAAAUGGAAGAAAGGCUAAAUACAGAAAACUUGGGAGAGAGUAAACAGCACAUUCCUGAGAAGAAAAACGAAGUUCAUAAAGUUGAAAUGUUUCUGGGAGAACUGCUGGCAGCAAGAGAGUCUCUUGAUAAGCUUUCCCAGAGAGGGCAGCUUCUGAGUGAGGAAGGCCAUGGUGCCGGGCAGGAGGGCCGCCUGUGUUCCCAGCUCCUAACGAGCCACCAGAACCUACUUAGAAUGACCAAAGAGAAACUCCGGAGCUGCCAGGUAGCCCUGCAGGAGCAUGAAGCCCUGGAGGAAGCACUGCAGAGCAUGUGGUCCUGGGUGAAGGCAAUUCAGGACAGACUGGCCUGUGCAGAGAGCACUCUUGGAAGCAAAGACACCUUGGAGAAACGGCUGUCACAAAUACAGGAUAUUCUCCUGAUGAAAGGUGAAGGGGAAGUUAAGUUGAAUAUGGCCAUCGGCAAGGGGGAACAGGCCUUGAGAAGCAGCAACAAAGAAGGUCAGAGGGUGAUUCAGACACAGCUAGAGACCCUUAAAGAAGUGUGGGCUGACAUCAUGAGCUCCUCCGUCCAUGCUCAGAGCACUUUAGAGUCUGUGAUUAGCCAAUGGAAUGACUAUCUAGAGAGGAAAAACCAGUUGGAGCAAUGGAUGGAAUCAGUGGAUCAAAACGUAGAACAUCCCUUACAACCACAGCCAGGUCUGAAAGAGAAGUUCGCCCUGCUUGACCGUCUCCAGUCCGUCCUGUCUGAGGCGGAAGAUCACUCCAGAGCCCUUCACCGUCUAAAUGCAAAGUCCAGGGAGCUCUACGAGAAGACAGAGGAUGAGUCUUUCAAGGACACAGCUCAAGAGGAGUUGAAAACACAGUUUACUGAUAUAAUGACUGUUGCCAAGGAAAAAAUGAGGAAAGUGGAAGAGAUUGUGAAAGACCAUCUAAUGUAUUUAGAUGCGGUCCAGGAGUUUACAGAUUGGCUCCAUUCAGCCAAGGAAGAACUUCACCGGUGGUCAGAUAUGUCUGGAGAUUCAUCAGCCACCCAGAAAAAGUUGUCAAAAAUUAAGGAGCUGAUAGAUUCCAGAGAGAUUGGUGCAAGCCGCCUCAGCAGAGUGGAGUCGCUGGCUCCUGAAGUGAAACAGAACACAACUGCCAGUGGGUGUGAGCUCAUGCACACGGAGAUGCAGGCCCUGCGUGCCGACUGGAAGCAGUGGGAAGACAGUGUCUUCCAAACGCAGAGCCGUUUGGAGGACCUGGUCAGCCAGAUGGCCCUUUCGGAGCAGGAGUUCUCGGGCCAAGUGGCUCAACUGGAGCAGGCCCUGGAAGAGUUCAGCGCUCUUCUGAAAACCUGGGCUCAGCAGUUAACCCUCCUGGAAGGCAAGAACACGGAUGAGGAGAUAGUGGCAUGCUGGCACAAAGGACAAGAGAUACUGGAUGCUUUACAAAAAGCAGAGCCUAGAACAGAGGAUCUCAAGUCUCAGCUGAAUGAACUUUGUCGAUUUUCCAGAGACCUGAGUACUUACAGUGGAAAAGUUUCUGGGUUAAUUAAAGAGUAUAAUUGUCUUUGUUUGCAAGCAUCCAAGGGCUGCCAGAAUAAAGAACAGAUUUUACAACAAAGAUUUCGAAAAGCCUUCAGGGAUUUCCAGCAGUGGUUGGUUAAUGCAAAAAUCACUACUGCCAAGUGUUUUGAUAUACCUCAAAAUAUUAGUGAAGUUUCAACUAGUCUUCAGAAAAUACAGGAGUUUAUGUCGGAAAGUGAAAAUGGGCAGCACAAGCUAAACAUGAUGCUGUCUAAAGGGGAACUUCUGAGCACCCUGCUGGCCAAAGAGAAAGCCAAAGGGAUCCAGGCCAAAGUUGCAGCCGCAAAAGAAGAUUGGAAAAAUUUUCAUUCAAGUCUCCACCAAAAAGAAUCUGCUCUAGAGAAUCUAAAGAUCCAAAUGAAGGACUUUGAAGUAAGUGCUGAGCCUAUCCAGGACUGGCUGAGUAAAACUGAGAAGAUGGUCCAAGAAAGCAGCAAUCGCCUCUAUGAUCUGCCGGCAAAGAGGAGGGAGCAGCAGAAGCUUCAGUCUGUCCUUGAGGAAAUACACUGCUACGAGCCUCAGCUCAACAGGCUGAAAGAGAAAGCUCAGCAGCUGUGGGAAGGACAAGCUGCCAGCAAGAGCUUUAGGCACAGAGUGUCACAGCUAUCUUCUCAGUAUCUAGCGCUAAGCAAUUUAACAAAGGAGAAAGUGUCAAGACUGGAUAGAAUUGUCGCAGAACACAAUCAGUUCUCUCUCGGGAUUAAAGAAUUACAAGACUGGAUGACGGAUGCGAUUCACAUGCUGGAUUCAUACUGCCACCCGACGUCCGACAAAAGUGUGCUGGACAGCAGGACGCUCAAGCUUGAGGCUCUCUUAUCAGUCAAACAGGAAAAAGAGAUUCAGAUGAAAAUGAUAGUGACCAGGGGAGAAUCUGUCCUUCAGAAUACCUCUCCAGAAGGCAUUCCCACUAUUCAGCAACAACUGCAGAGUGUGAAGGAUAUGUGGGCAUCCCUUUUGUCUGCAGGGAUUCGUUGUAAAAGUCAACUCGAAGGUGCUCUCUCCAAAUGGACAAGCUAUCAGGAUGACGUUCGACAGUUCUCCGGUUGGAUGGACAGCAUGGAAGCCAACCUAAAUGAGUCAGAAAGGCAGCAUGCGGAACUACGGGAUAAAAUAACUAUGCUUGGAAAAGCCAAGUUAUUAAAUGAAGAAGUGCUGAGUUACAGCAGCUUGCUGGAGACCAUCGAAGUCAAAGGGGCUGGCAUGACAGAACACUAUGUCACCCAGCUAGAGCUCCAGGAUCUACAGGAACGAUACAGAGCCAUCCAAGAGAGGGCCAAGGAAGCAGUAACAAAGUCUGAGAAACUUGUCCGCCUGCAUCAAGAGUAUCAGAGAGAUCUGAAGGGAUUUGAAGCUUGGUUGGGGCAAGAACAAGAAAAGCUCGACAAGUAUUCGGUUCUUGAAGGUGAUGCCCACACUCAUGAGACAACGUUGCGUGAUCUUCAGGAGCUCCAGGUACACUGUGCAGAGGGGCAGGCACUGUUGAACUCAGUUCUGCACACCAGAGAGGAUGUGAUCCCAUCAGGUAUUCCACAGGCAGAGGACCGGGCUUUAGAGUCCCUCCGGCAAGACUGGCAGGCCUACCAGCACAGGCUGUCUGAGACCCGAACUCACUUCAAUAACGUAGUGAACAAAUUGAGGCUGAUGGAGCAAAAGUUUCAGCAAGUAGAGGAAUGGCUAAAAACAGCAGAGGAGAAGGUUAUUCCCAGGCCCAGACGUCAGUCGAACCGGGCGACCAAGGAGAUACAGUUACAUCAGAUGAAGAAGUGGCAUGAAGAAGUGACUGCGUACAGAGAUGAAGUUGAGGAAGUGGGAGCUAGAGCUCAGGAGAUACUGGACGAGAGCCACGUGAGCAGCAGAAUGGGCUGCCAGGCCACCCAGCUGACUUCCAGAUACCAGGCCUUGCUUCUGCAAGUGCUGGAACAAAUAAAAUUCCUGGAGGAAGAGAUUCAAAGUUUGGAGGAAUCAGAAUCAUCCCUCAGUUCCUAUUCUGAUUGGUGUGGCUCUACACAUAAAAACUUCAAGAAUGUGGCUACCAAGAUUGACAAAGUAGAUACAGCAAUGAUGGGGAAGAAACUGAAGACGUUGGAGGUUUUGCUCAAAGACAUGGAAAAAGGUCACAGUUUGCUGAAAUCAGCCCGGGAGAAAGGAGAGAGGGCUGUUAAGUACUUGGAGGAAAGUGAGGCAGAGAGGUUAAGAAAAGAGAUUCAUGAUCAUGUGGAGCAGUUGAAGGAACUGACCAGCACUGUCCGGAAAGAACACAUGACCCUGGAAAAAGGUCUUCAUUUAGCAAAGGAAUUCUCGGAUAAAUGUAAAGCACUGACACAGUGGAUAGCAGAGUACCAGGAAAUCCUACAUGUUCCUGAAGAACCCAAAAUGGAAUUAUAUGAGAAAAAAGCUCAGUUAUCUAAAUACAAGUCACUUCAACAAAUGGUGCUGUCCCAUGAACCAUCGGUAAAGUCAGUGAGAGAGAAAGGUGAAGCCCUUUUGGAACUGGUGCAGGAUGUCACUUUAAAGGACAAAAUAGACCAACUGCAAAGUGAUUACCAGGACCUGUGCAGUGUAGGAAAGGAGCAUGUCUUCAGUCUGAAAGCAAAAGUCAAAGACCAUGAAGACUACAAUAGUGAGCUCCAAGAGGUUGAAAAGUGGCUGCUGCAAAUGUCCAGCAGGCUGGUGGCCCCCGACCUCCUGGAGACGAGCAGCCUGGAAACGAUCACCCAGCAACUCGCCCACCACAAGGCAAUGAUGGAAGAAAUUGCUGGUUUUGAAGACCGUUUGAACAAUCUUCAAAUGAAAGGUGAUGCUUUGAUUGGCCAGUGUGCAGACCACCUGCAAGCGAAACUGAAACAAAACGUGCAUGCUCAUGUGCAGGGUACAAAGGACAGCUACUCAGCGAUCUGCAGCACAGCUCAGAGAGUGUACCAGAGUUUGGAGCAUGAACUUCAGAAGCACGUCAGCCGACAAGACACUCUGCAGCAGUGCCAGGCCUGGCUUUCUGCAGUCCAGCCAGAUUUAGAGCCAAGCCCUCAACCACCUCUUAGUAGGGCAGAAGCCGUUAAGCAGGUCAAACACUUCAGAGCUUUGCAAGAGCAGGCAAGGACCUAUCUAGAUCUCCUCUGCUCCAUGUGUGACUUGUCAAAUGCUUCGGUGAAAACCACAGCAAAAGACAUUCAACAAACAGAGCAAAUGAUUGAACAAAGGCUUGUCCAGGCCCAGAACUUAACUCAGGGUUGGGAAGACAUCAAGCACCUGAAGGCUGAGCUCUGGAUUUACCUGCAAGAUGCAGAUCAGCAACUGCAGAACAUGAAGAGGAGGCACUCUGAACUGGAGCUGAAUAUUGCACAGAACAUGGUUUCCCAAGUUAAGGAUUUUGUUAAGAAACUACAGAGCAAACAGGCAUCCGUGAACACAAUAAUAGAAAAGGUGAAUAAGUUAACAAAGAAGGAGGAGUCACCUGAACACAAGGAAAUAAAUCAUUUAAAUGAUCAGUGGCUUGAUCUGUGCCAUCAGUCUAACAAUCUGUGCUUGCAAAGGGAAGAGGAUCUUCAGAGAACAAGAAAUUACCAUGACUGUAUGAAUGUCGUUGAAGUGUUCCUAGAAAAAUUUACUACAGAAUGGGAUAACUUGGCGAGAUCUGAUGCAGAGAGUACAGCUGUGCAUCUGGAAGCUCUGAAAAAGUUAGCAUUGGCAUUGCAGGAGAGAAAGCAUGCUAUUGAAGAUCUGAAAGAUCGAAAGCAGAAAAUGAUAGAGCAUCUGAAUUUAGAUGACAAGGAGUUAGUCAAAGAACAGACGAGUCAUUUAGAGCAACGUUGGUUUCAGCUUGAGGAUCUAAUUAAAAGGAAAAUCCAAGUGUCCAUCACCAACUUGGAGGAGUUAAAUGUGGUGCAGUCCAGAUUUCAGGAACUAAUGGAGUGGGCAGAAGAGCAACAACCCAACAUUGCUGAGGCCCUUAAGCAGAGCCCACCUCCAGAGAUGGCUCAGAACCUUCUCAUGGAUCACCUGGCCAUCUGCAGUGAACUGGAGGCCAAGCAGAUGCUCCUGAAAUCGCUCAUAAAGGAUGCAGACAGGGUGAUGGCGGAUCUUGGUCUUAAUGAGCGACAGGUCAUCCAGAAGGCUCUCUCUGAUGCACAAAGACACGUGAAUUGUCUCAGUGACUUAGUGGGCCAGCGAAGAAAGUACUUAAAUAAAGCCUUGUCUGAGAAAACCCAGUUUCUCAUGGCAGUGUUCCAGGCCACCAGCCAAAUUCAGCAACAUGAGCGAAAGAUAAUGUUCCGUGAACACAUCUGUCUGUUACCAGAUGAUGUGAGCAAACAAGUCAAAACAUGUAAGAGUGCACAAGCCAGCCUCAAGACUUACCAAAAUGAAGUCACUGGACUUUGGGCCCAGGGUCGUGAAUUAAUGAAAGGAGUCACAGAGCAGGAAAAGGGUGAGGUGCUGGGGAAGCUUCAGGAAUUGCAGAGUGUCUAUGACAGUGUUCUACAGAAGAGCAGUCACCGGUUACAAGAACUAGAGAAGAAUUUAGUUUCUAGGAAGCAUUUUAAGGAAGAUUUUGAUAAAGCUUGCCACUGGCUAAAACAGGCAGAUAUUGUUACUUUUCCUGAAAUCAACCUAAUGAAUGAGAGUGCCGAGCUUCAUACACAGCUGGCCAAAUACCAGCACAUUCUUGAACAAUCUCCAGAAUAUGAAAAUCUUCUACUGACGCUGCAGAGAACUGGGCAGACCAUCUUACCAUCACUGAAUGAUGUCGAUCAUUCCUACCUCAGUGAAAAGCUAAAUGCUUUGCCCCAACAAUUUAAUGUAAUUGUUGCCUUGGCUAAAGACAAGUUCUAUAAAGUCCAAGAAGCAAUUCUUGCUCGGAAGGAAUAUGCUUCCCUGAUUGAGUUGACCACCCAGUCUCUGAGUGAACUUGAAGCCCAAUUCUUGGGGAUGAGCAAAGUUCCCACUGACCUGGCUGUUGAGGAGGCUUCGUCUCUGCAAGAUGGUUGCAGAGCCAUUUUGGACGAAGUGGUGGGUCUUGGGGAGGCAGUGGAUGAACUGAAUCAGAAAAAAGAAGGUUUUCGCAGCACAGGUCAGCCUUGGCAACCAGACAAGAUGCUGCACCUUGUCACCUUAUAUCACAGGCUGAAGCGACAAACAGAACAAAGGGUUAGCUUAUUAGAAGACACCACCAGUGCUUACCAAGAACACGAGAAGAUGUGCCAACAGCUAGAGAGACAACUGAAGUCUGUAAAAGAAGAGCAGUCCAAAGUGAAUGAGGAAACACUGCCUGCUGAGGAGAAGCUGAAAAUGUAUCACUCCCUGGCAGGAAGUCUCCAGGACUCAGGGAUUCUACUGAAACGAGUAGCCAUACAUCUUGAAGAUCUUGCCCCACACCUUGACCCCUUGGCUUAUGAGAAAGCCAGGAAUCAGAUCCAGUCCUGGCAGGAGGAGUUAAAACUGUUGACUUCUGCCAUUGGUGAGACGGUGACAGAAUGUGAGAGCCGAAUGGUGCAGAGUAUAGACUUCCAGACUGAGAUGAGCCGCUCCCUGGAGUGGCUGAGGAGAGUGAAGGCAGAACUCAGUGGACCAAUGUCCCUAGACCUCAACCUGCAGGACAUCCAAGAGGAAAUCAGAAAGAUCCAAAUUCAUCAGGAAGAGGUCCAGUCCAGCUUAAGAAUCAUGAAUGCGCUGAGUCACAAAGAAAAGGAGAAGUUCACAAAAGCCAAGGAACUGAUUUCUGCGGAUUUAGAACACAGCCUCGCUGAGCUCUCAGAGCUAGAUGGAGACAUUCAGGAAGCCUUGCGAACCAGACAGGCUACCUUGACUGAAAUAUAUAGCCAGUGUCAAAGAUAUUAUCAGGUAUUUCAAGCAGCUAAUGACUGGCUUGAGGAUGCCCAAGAAAUGUUACAGCUGGCAGGCAAUGGCCUAGAUGUGGAGAGUGCAGAGGAAAAUCUCAAAAGCCACAUGGAGUUUUUCAGCGCAGAGGAUCAGUUCCACAGUAACCUGGAGGAGCUCCACGGCCUGGUAGCCACCCUGGACCCACUCAUCAAGCCAACCGGCAAAGAAGACCUAGCACAGAAAAUGGCUUCUCUGGAACUCAGGAGCCAGAGGAUGAGCCAAGACUCUUGUGCCCAAGUGGAUAUCUUGCAGAGAUGUGCAGCUCAAUGGCAAGAUUACCAGAAAGCAAGGGAAGAGGUUAUUGAACUGAUGAAUGAUACAGAAAAGAAAUUGUCUGAGUUUUCUUUGUUGAAGACUUCCUCUAGCCAUGAAGCAGAAGAAAAAUUGUCAGAACACCAGGCUUUAGUGUCAGUGGUUAACUCUUUCCAUGAGAAAAUUGUGGCCCUUGAGGACAAAGCUUCACAACUGGAGAAAACUGGAAAUGAUGCCAGCAAAGCCGCCCUGAGCAGGUCGAUGACCACUGUCUGGCAGCGCUGGACACGCCUUCGAGCUGUGGCCCAGGACCAAGAGAAGAUCCUGGAAGAUGCAGUGGACGAGUGGAAGGGCUUUAACAAUAAGGUUAAAAAAGCCACUGAAAUGAUUGAUCAGCUGCAAGAUAAGUUACCUGCAAGUUCAGCAGAGAAAGCCUCGAAAGCAGAACUCUUAACUCUUCUUGAAUAUCACGACACGUUCGUUCUGGAGCUGGAGCAGGAGCAGUCGGCCUUGGGCAUGCUGCGGCAGCAAGCCCUCAGCAUGCUCCAGGAUGGAGCCCUCCCUACCCCCGGAGGAGAGCCCCCACUCAUGCAGGAAAUCACCGCGAUGCAAGAUCGAUGCCUGAACAUGCAGGAGAAAGUGAAGACUAAUGGAAAGUUGGUGAAGCAAGAGCUGAAGGACCGAGAAAUGGUGGAGACUCAGAUCAAUUCUGUGAAAUGCUGGGUUCAGGAAACGAAAGAGUAUUUAGGGAAUCCAACAAUAGAAAUAGAUGCUCAACUUGAAGAACUUCAGAUUCUCCUAACAGAAGCCACAAAUCACCGACAGAACAUUGAGAAAAUGGCGGAAGAACAGAAGGAUAAGUAUUCGAGUCUUUAUACCAUAUUGCCUUCUGAACUCUCCCUUCAGUUGGCUGAAGUGGCGUUGGACCUAAAGAUCCGCGAUCAGAUCCAAGACAGAAUAAAAGAAGUUGAGCAGAGCAAGGCCAUGAGCCAGGAACUCAGCCGGCAAAUUCAGAAGAUAGCUAAAGACCUCACAACUAUUCUAACUAAGCUGAAAGCAAAGACAGAUAAUUUAGUUCAAGCUAAAACUGACCAAAAGGUGCUGGGAGAGGAAUUAGAUGACUGUAAUUCAAAGCUAAUGGAAUUAGAUGCAGCAGUACAGAAAUUCUCAGAACAGAAUGGCCAACUGGGUAAACCACUGGUCAAGAAGAUAGGAAAACUGACUGAACUUCACCAGCAGACCAUAAGGCAGGCUGAGAAUCGGCUCUCCAAGCUCAAUCAGGCAGCAUCACAUUUAGAAGAAUACAAUGAAAUGCUUGAAUUAAUUUUGAAGUGGAUUGAGAAAGCUAAAGUCUUGGCACAUGGAAAUAUUGCAUGGAAUUCUGCAAGCCAGCUUCGGGAACAAUAUAUUUUGCAUCAGACCCUGCUAGAAGAAUCCAAAGAAAUUCACAGUGACCUGGAAGCAAUGACUGAGAAAUUACACUACCUCACUAGCGUGUACUGUACAGAAAAAAUGUCUCAGCAAGUGGCAGAACUGGGACGUGAGACCGAGGAGUUGCAACAGAUGAUCAAAAUUCGUUUGCAGAACCUCCAAGAUGCAGCUAAGGAUAUGAAAAAAUUUGAAGCAGAGUUGAAAAAGUUACAAGCUGCCUUGGAGCAAGCCCAGGCAGCCCUGACUUCUCCAGAAGUUGGACGUCUCAGUCUCAAGGAGCAGCUCUCUCAUCGGCAGCAUUUGUUGUCUGAGAUGGAGUCACUGAAGCCGAAGGUACAAGCAGUGCAGAUCUGCCAGAGUGCGCUCCGGAUCCCCGAGGAUGUGGUCGCCAGCUUACCUCUCUGCCAUGCUGCUCUGCGGCUGCAGGAAGAGGCCAGCCGGCUGCAGCACACCGCCAUCCAGCAGUGCAACAUCAUGCAGGAGGCUGUGGUGCAGUAUGAACAAUAUGAGCAAGAAAUGAAGCAUCUCCAGCAACUGAUAGAAGGAGCUCACAGAGAGAUUGAGGAUAAACCUGUCUCCACCAGUAACAUACAGGAGCUACAAGCUCAGAUUUCUCGGCAUGAGGAGCUGGCGCAGAAAAUCAAGGGCUACCAGGAGCAGAUCGCCUCUUUAAAUUCCAAGUGCAAGAUGCUGACGAUGAAAGCCAAGCACGCCACCAUGCUGCUGACGGUGACCGAGGUCGAGGGGCUGGCGGAAGGGACUGAGGACCUGGAUGGGGAGCUCCUCCCCGCGCCUUCGGCCCACCCCUCUGUGGUCAUGAUGACUGCAGGUCGCUGUCACACUUUGCUGUCACCGGUCACUGAGGAGUCUGGGGAGGAGGGAACCAACAGUGAGAUUUCCUCUCCACCUGCCUGUCGCUCCCCUUCACCUGUGGCUAAUACAGAUGCUUCUGUUAACCAGGACAUUGCAUAUUACCAAGCCUUGUCUGCUGAGAGGUUGCAGACAGAUGCUGCAAAGAUUCACCCCAGCACGUCGACAUCACAGGAGUUCUAUGAACCAGGAUUGGAACCAUCUGCUACUGCCAAACUGGGUGAUUUGCAGCGUUCUUGGGAGACCUUAAAGAAUGUGAUCAGCGAGAAGCAACGCACACUCUAUGAAGCUUUGGAACGCCAGCAGAAGUACCAGGACUCCCUCCAGUCCAUCUCUACGAAGAUGGAGGCCGUUGAGCUGAAACUCAGUGAGAACCCAGCACCCGGCAGGAGUCCAGAAAGCCAGAUGGCUGAACAUCAGUCUUUCCUCCAGGCACUGAUGGAUGAGAUUCUCAUGCUCCAGGAUGAAAUCAACGACCUCCAGUCCUGUCUCGCUGAGGAGCUGGUAUCCGAGUCUUGCGAGGCCGACCCCGCGGAGCAGCUGGCCUUGCAGUCCACCCUCACUGUCUUAGCCGAGCGAAUGUCCACCAUCAGGAUGAAAGCCUCAGGGAAACGGCAGCUUUUGGAGGAGAAGCUGAAUGAUCAGCUGGAGGAACAAAGGCAGGAACAAGCCCUGCAGCGGUAUCGUUGUGAAGCUGAUGAGCUGGACAGCUGGCUCUUGAGUACCAAGGCCACUCUGGACAUCGCACUGGGUACACCCAAGGAACCCAUGGACAUGGAGGCCCAGCUUGUGGACUGCCAGAACAUGCUGGUGGAAAUAGAGCAGAAGGUGGUGGCCUUAUCAGAGCUGUCAGUCCACAAUGAGAACCUGCUGCUGGAGGGCAAAGCUCACACCAAGGAUGAGGCUGAGCAGCUGGCUGGAAAGCUGAGGAGGCUCAAGGGGAGCCUGCUGGAGCUGCAGAGAGCUCUGCACGAUAAGCAGCUCAACAUGCAGCAGGGAACAGCACAGGAGAAGGAGGAGAGUGAUGCUGACCUAACGGCCACUCAGAGCCCCGGCGUCCAGGAAUGGCUGGCCCAAGCUCGCACCACCUGGACCCACCAGCGGCAGAGCAGUCUCCAGCAACAAAAAGAGUUAGAACAGGAAUUAGCCGAGCAGAAGAGUCUCCUUCGCUCAGUAGCCAGUCGUGGAGAGGAGAUUCUAAUUCAACAUUCAGCGGCAGAGACCUCUGGUGGCGCUGGCGAAAAACCUGAUGUGUUAUCCCAGGAGUUGGGGAUGGAAGGGGAGAAGUCAUCCGCUGAAGACCAGAUGAGAAUAAAAUGGGAAAGCCUACAUCAAGAAUUUAGUACCAAGCAGAAACUACUACAGAAUGUUCUGGAACAGGAACAAGAACAAGUGCUCUAUAGCAGGCCGAAUCGACUCUUGUCUGGUGUGCCACUGUACAAAGGGGACGUGCCAACCCAAGAUAAAUCUGCAGUUACAUCUUUGCUGGAUGGCCUGAACCAAGCCUUCGAGGAGGUUUCAUCCCAGAGUGGAGGGACAAAGAGGCAGAGUAUACACUUGGAGCAGAAGUUGUAUGAUGGGGUCUCAGCUACCUCUACUUGGUUGGAUGAUGUUGAAGAACAUUUAUUUGUUGCCACAGCGCUUUUGCCAGAAGAAACAGAAACUUGUCUCUUCAACCAAGAGAUUCUUGCCAAAGAUAUUAAGGAAAUGUCUGAAGAAAUGGAUAAGAACAAGCACUUGUUUUCCCAAGCUUUUCCUGAGAAUGGUGAUAAUCGAGAUGUUAUUGAAGAUACUUUGGGUUGUCUCUUGGGCAGGUUAUCCUUGCUAGACUCAGUAGUGAAUCAACGAUGUCAUCAGAUGAAAGAAAGACUUCAGCAAAUACUAAAUUUCCAAAAUGAUCUGAAAGUGCUGUUUACAUCACUGGCCGACAACAAAUACAUCAUUCUGCAGAAACUGGCAAAUGUGUUUGAACAGCCCGUAGCAGAACAAAUAGAGGCAAUACAACAGGCCGAAGAUGGACUGAAAGAAUUGGAUGCAGGAAUCAUUGAAUUAAAGAGGCGUGGUGACAAGUUGCAGAUCGAGCAGCCGUCCAUGCAAGAACUCUCCAAGCUCCAGGACAUGUAUGAUGAACUGAUGAUGACCAUUGGCUCCCGGCGGAGUGGUCUGAACCAGAACCUUACACUCAAGAGUCAGUAUGAGAGGGCCCUCCAAGAUCUGGCUGACCUGCUGGAAACUGGUCAGGAGAAGAUGGCAGGAGACCAGAAAAUCAUCGUGUCUUCCAAAGAGGAAAUCCAACAACUACUUGACAAACAUAAGGAAUACUUUCAGGGCCUGGAAUCUCAUAUGAUCUUGACUGAAACACUCUUCAGAAAGAUAAUCAGCUUUGCAGUCCAAAAGGAAACCCAAUUCCAUACAGAGCUGAUGGCUCAGGCUUCUGCUGUACUGAAACGGGCUCACAAGAGGGGUGUGGAGCUGGAGUACAUUCUAGAGACGUGGUCCCAUCUGGAUGAGGACCAGCAGGAGCUCAGCAGACAGCUGGAGGUGGUGGAAAGCAGCAUCCCAAGCGUGGGUCUGGUGGAAGAGAAUGAGGACAGGCUUAUUGACCGUAUAACACUCUACCAGCAUUUAAAAUCUAGCCUUAAUGAAUACCAGCCCAAAUUAUAUCAAGUAUUAGAUGACGGGAAACGACUUCUGAUAUCCAUCAGCUGCUCAGAUCUAGAAAGCCAACUAAAUCAACUUGGAGAGCACUGGCUAAGUAACACCAACAAAGUGUCUAAGGAACUUCACAGAUUGGAAACAAUAUUGAAACACUGGACCAGAUAUCAAAGUGAAUCUGCAGAUCUAAUUCACUGGUUACAAUCUGCAAAAGACAGGCUAGAAUUUUGGACUCAGCAAUCUGUGACAGUUCCACAAGAGCUGGAAAUGGUCCGUGAUCAUCUAAAUGCUUUCCUGGAGUUUUCUAAAGAAGUAGAUGCCAAAUCUUCCCUGAAAUCAUCUGUACUGAGUACUGGAAAUCAGCUUCUUCGACUAAAGAAGGUGGACACAGCCACGCUACGCUCUGAGCUGUCACACAUUGAUAGCCAGUGGACUGACCUGCUAACCAAUAUUCCAGCCGUCCAGGAGAAGCUCCACCAGCUCCAGAUGGAUAAACUGCCUUCCCGCCAUGCCAUUUCUGAAGUCAUGAGUUGGAUUUCUCUAAUGGAAAAUGUUAUUCAGAAGGAUGAAGAUAACAUUAAAAAUUCCAUAGGUUACAAGGCAAUUCAUGAAUAUCUUCAGAAAUAUAAGGGUUUUAAGAUAGACAUUAACUGUAAACAGUUGACAGUGGAUUUUGUGAACCAGUCUGUGCUACAAAUCAGCAGUCAGGAUGUGGAAAGUAAACGUAGUGAUAAGACUGAUUUUGCUGAGCAACUUGGAGCAAUGAAUAAAAGUUGGCAAAUUCUGCAAGGUCUAGUAACUGAGAAGAUCCAGCUGUUGGAAGGCUUAUUGGAAUCUUGGUCAGAAUAUGAAAGUAAUGUACAAUGUCUGAAAACAUGGUUUGAAACCCAGGAAAAAAGACUAAAACAACAGCAUCGAAUUGGAGAUCAGGCUUCUGUUCAAAAUGCACUGAAAGACUGUCAGGAUCUGGAAGAUUUGAUUAAAGCAAAAGAAAAAGAAGUAGAGAAAAUUGAGCAGAAUGGACUUGCUUUGAUUCAGAACAAGAAAGAAGACGUCUCCGGCGUUGUCUUGAGCACACUGGGAGAACUGAGCCAAACCUGGGCGAAUUUAGAUCACAUGGUUGGACAAUUACAGAUACUGUUGAAAUCAGUGCUUGACCAAUGGAGCAAUCACAAAGCAGCUUUUGACGAAAUAAACAGUUACCUCAUGGAGGCCAGAUAUUCUCUUUCCCGAUUCCGUCUGCUCACUGGCUCCUUAGAAGCUGUGCAAGUUCAGGUAGACAAUCUUCAGAAUCUUCAAGAUGAUCUAGAGAAACAGGAGACGAGCUUACAGAAAUUCGGCUCUAUCACCAACCAACUAUUAAAAGAGUGUCAGCCACCUGUGACGGAAACUCUUACCAAUACACUGAAAGAAGUCACCAUGAGAUGGAAUAACUUGCUGGAGGAGAUUGCUGAGCAGCUAUACUCCAGCAAGGCCCUACUUCAGCUUUGGCAAAGAUACAAGGACUACUCCAAACAGUGCUCUUCAACGGUUCAGCAGCAGGAGGACAGAACCAAUGAGCUCUUGAAGGCAGCCACGAACAAGGACAUCGCCGAUGAUGAGGUUGCUACAUGGAUUCAAGAUUGCAACGACCUCCUCAAAGGACUAGGCACAGUUAAAGAUUCCCUCUUCGUUCUGCAUGAGCUGGGAGAGCAACUCAAGCAGCAAGUGGAUGCUUCAGCGGCAUCAGCCAUUCAAUCGGACCAACUCUCUUUGAGUCAACACUUGUGUGCCCUAGAGCAGGCUCUCUGCAAACAACAGACCUCGUUACAGGCUGGAGUUCUUGAUUAUGAAACCUUUGCCAAGAGUUUAGAAGCUUUGGAGGCCUGGAUAGUGGAAGCUGAAGAAAUACUACAAGGGCAGGACCCUAGCCACUCAUCUGACCUCUCUACCAUCCAGGAAAGGAUGGAAGAACUUAAGGGACUGAUGUUAAAAUUCAGCAGCAUGGCUCCAGAUUUAGACCGUCUAAAUGAGCUUGGAUAUAGGUUACCCUUGAAUGAUAAGGAAAUCAAAAGGAUGCAGAAUCUGAACCGCCAUUGGUCUCUGAUCUCCUCUCAGACGACAGAAAGAUUCAGCAAGUUACAGUCAUUUUUGCUACAACAUCAGACUUUCUUGGAAAAAUGUGAAACAUGGAUGGAAUUCCUACUUCAAACAGAACAAAAGUUAGCAGUAGAGAUUUCAGGAAAUUAUCAGCAUCUUUUGGAACAGCAGAGAGCACAUGAGUUGUUUCAAGCCGAGAUGUUCAGUCGUCAGCAGAUUUUACACUCAAUCAUUAUUGAUGGGCAGCGUCUUCUAGAACAAGGUCAAGUUGAUGACAGAGAUGAAUUCAACCUGAAAUUGACACUCCUCAGUAAUCAGUGGCAAGGAGUGAUUCGCAGGGCCCAGCAGAGGCGGGGGAUCAUUGACAGCCAGAUUCGCCAGUGGCAACGCUACAGGGAGAUGGCAGAAAAGCUUCGUAAAUGGUUGGUUGAAGUGUCCUACCUCCCCAUGAGUGGUCUCGGAAGUGUUCCUAUACCACUGCAACAAGCAAGGACCCUCUUUGAUGAAGUGCAGUUCAAAGAAAAGGUUUUCCUGCGGCAGCAAGGCAGCUACAUCCUGACUGUGGAGGCUGGCAAGCAACUCCUUCUCUCGGCGGACAGUGGAGCUGAGGCUGCUUUGCAGGCCGAACUCACUGAGAUCCAAGAGAAAUGGAAAUCAGCCAGCAUGCGGCUGGAGGAACAGAAGAAAAAACUAGCCUUCUUGUUGAAAGACUGGGAAAAAUGUGAGAAAGGAAUAGCAGAUUCGCUGGAGAAACUACGAACUUUCAAAAAGAAGCUUUCCCAGUCUCUACCGGAUCACCAUGAAGAGCUCCAUGCAGAACAAAUGCGCUGCAAGGAAUUAGAAAAUGCAGUUGGGAGCUGGACAGAUGACUUGACCCAGUUGACCCUACUGAAGGACACCCUCUCUGCCUAUAUCAGUGCUGAUGAUAUCUCCAUUCUUAAUGAACGCAUAGAGCUUCUGCAAAGGCAGUGGGAAGAGCUAUGCCACCAGCUCUCCUUAAGGCGGCAGCAAAUAAGUGAAAAAUUGAAUGAAUGGGCAAUCUUCAGUGAAAAGAACAAGGAACUCUGUGAGUGGUUGACUCAAAUGGAAAGCAAGGUUUCCCAGAAUGGAGACAUUCUCAUUGAAGAGAUGAUAGAGAAGCUCAAGAAGGAUUAUCAAGAGGAAAUUGCUAUUGCUCAAGAGAACAAAAUACAGCUCCAACAAAUGGGAGAACGACUUGCUAAAGCCAGCCAUGAAAGCAAAGCCUCUGAGAUUGAGUACAAGCUGGGAAAGGUCAACGACCGGUGGCAGCAUCUCCUGGACCUCAUUGCAGCCAGGGUGAAGAAGCUGAAGGAGACCCUGGUGGCUGUACAGCAGCUUGAUAAGAAUAUGAGUAUCCUGAGGACCUGGCUUGCUCACAUCGAGUCAGAGCUGGCCAAGCCGAUAGUCUAUGAUUCCUGUAACUCAGAAGAAAUACAGAGAAAGCUUAAUGAGCAGCAGGAGCUUCAGAGAGACAUAGAGAAGCAUAGUACCGGUGUGGCAUCUGUCCUCAACCUGUGUGAAGUCCUGCUGCAUGACUGUGACGCCUGUGCCACUGAUGCUGAGUGUGACUCCAUCCAGCAGGCCACGAGAAACCUGGACCGGCGGUGGAGAAACAUUUGUGCUAUGUCCAUGGAAAGGAGACUGAAAAUCGAAGAGACGUGGCGAUUGUGGCAGAAAUUUCUGGAUGACUAUUCGCGUUUUGAAGAUUGGCUCAAGAUUUCAGAAAGGACAGCUGCUUUUCCCAGCUCUUCUGGAGUGAUAUAUACAGUUGCCAAGGAGGAACUAAAGAAAUUUGAGGCUUUCCAGCGACAGGUCCACGAGUGCCUGACGCAGCUGGAACUGAUCAACAAGCAGUACCGCCGCCUGGCCAGAGAAAACCGCACCGAUUCAGCCUGUAGCCUCAAACAGAUGGUUCACGAAGGCAAUCAGAGAUGGGACAACUUGCAGAAGCGUGUCACCUCCAUCUUGCGCAGACUCAAGCAUUUUAUUGGCCAGCGUGAGGAGUUUGAGACUGCACGGGACAGCAUUCUGGUCUGGCUCACAGAGAUGGAUCUGCAGCUCACUAAUAUUGAACAUUUUUCUGAGUGUGAUGUUCAAGCUAAAAUAAAGCAACUCAAGGCCUUCCAGCAGGAAAUUUCGUUGAACCACAAUAAGAUUGAGCAGAUAAUUGCCCAGGGAGAACAGCUGAUAGAAAAGAGUGAGCCCCUGGAUGCGGCGGUUAUCGAGGAAGAGCUGGAUGAGCUCCGACGGUACUGCCAGGAGGUCUUCGGGCGUGUGGAAAGAUACCAUAAGAAACUGAUCCGCCUGCCUCUCCCAGACGAUGAGCACGACCUGUCGGACAGGGAGCUGGAGCUGGAAGACUCUGCGGCUCUGUCGGACCUGCACUGGCAAGACCGCUCUGCAGACAGCGUGCUUUCUCCGCAGCCUUCCUCCAACCCCUCCCUCUCACUCGCUCAGCCCCUCCGGAGCGAGCGGUCGGGACGAGACACCCCGGCUAGCGUGGACUCCAUCCCCCUGGAGUGGGAUCACGACUAUGACCUCAGUCGGGACCUGGAAUCUGCAGUGUCCAGAGCUCUGCCCUCUGAGGAUGAAGAUGGUCGGGACGACAAAGAUUUCUACCUCAGAGGAGCUGUUGGCUUAUCAGAUGUAAUGAUCCCUGAAAGCCCCGAGGCCUAUGUAAAACUCACAGAAAAUGCAAUCAAAAAUACCUCUGGGGACCACAGUGCCCUAGAGUCACAGAUCCGACAGCUGGGCAGAGCCCUGGAUGAGAGCCGCUUUCAGAUACAGCAAACCGAAAAUAUCAUUCGCAGCAAAACUCCCACGGGGCCGGAGCUAGACACCAGCUACAAAGGCUACAUGAAACUGCUGGGCGAAUGCAGUGGCAGUAUAGACUCGGUGAAGAGACUGGAGCACAAGCUGAAGGAGGAAGAGGAGAGCCUUCCUGGCUUUGUGAACCUGCAUAGUACCGAAACCCAAAUGGCUGGUGUGAUUGACCGAUGGGAGCUUCUCCAGGCCCAGGCACUGAGCAAGGAGUUGAGGAUGAAGCAGAACCUCCAGAAGUGGCAACAGUUUAACUCGGACUUGAACAGCAUCUGGGCCUGGCUGGGGGACACGGAGGAGGAGCUGGAGCAUCUCCAGCAUCUGGAGCUCAGCACUGACAUCCAGACCAUCGAGCUCCAGAUCAAAAAGCUCAAGGAGCUCCAGAAGGCUGUGGACCACCGCAAAGCCAUCAUCCUCUCCAUCAAUCUCUGCAGCCCCGAGUUCACCCAGGCUGACAGCAAGGAGAGCCAGGACCUGCAGGAUCGCCUGUCACAGAUGAAUGGGCGCUGGGACCGAGUGUGCUCCCUGCUGGAGGAGUGGCGGAUCCUGCUGCAGAAUGCACUGAUGCAGUGCCAGGGUUUCCAUGAAAUGAGCCAUGGUUUGCUUCUUAUGCUGGAGAACAUCGACAGAAGGAAAAAUGAAAUUGUCCCUAUUGAUCCUAGCCUUGAUGCAGAGGUACUUCAGGACCAUCACAAACAGCUUAUGCAAAUAAGGCAUGAGCUGUUGGAAUCCCAGCUCAGAGUAGCCUCAUUGCAAGACAUGUCUUGCCAACUGCUGGUGAAUGCUGAAGGAGCAGACUGUUUAGAAGCCAAAGAAAAAGUCCAUGUUAUUGGAAAUCGGCUCAAACUUCUCUUGAAGGAGGUCAGUCGUCAUAUCAAGGAACUGGAGAAGUUAUUAGACGUGUCAAGUAGUCAGCAGGAUUUGUCUUCCUGGUCCUCUGCUGAUGAACUGGACACCUCAGGGUCUGUGAGUCCCACAUCAGGAAGGAGCACCCCAAACAGACAGAAAACGCCACGAGGCAAGUGUAGUCUCUCACAGCCUGGACCCUCUGUCAGCAGUCCACAUAGCAGGUCCACAAAAGGUGGCUCCGAUUCCUCCCUUUCUGAGCCUGGACCAGCUCGGUCGGGCCGCUCCUUCCUGUUCAGAGUCCUCCGAGCAGCUCUUCCCCUUCAGCUUCUCCUGCUGCUCCUCAUCGGGCUUGCCUGCCUUGUACCCAUGUCAGAGGAAGACUACAGCUGUGCCCUCUCCAACAACUUUGCCCGAUCAUUCCACCCCAUGCUCAGAUACACGAAUGGCCCUCCUCCACUCUGAACUAAGCAGAUGCCAUCUGCAGAAGUACUGGCAGCAUAAGGAGGAUCGAGUCAUAAGCAAUCCCAAACUAUCAACAAGAGGACCUCGAUCUUGCCAAAAGCCCUUGGUGUAGCAGCUUUAGCUCUCCUCUAGAUCACACGUGUGAAAUCAUGGCUUCGGAGGUGGAGGAUAAACAGUGACAGGAGAGCAAACAGAUGACAAGAAGCUUUGGAAGAAAUCUGGUUUGAGACUCUGAACCUUAGCACUAAAGAGAGUGAGUAAGGACCUCCAGAGGUCCCUGGACUCGUGAAUUCUCAGCCCUUGGCUCUUUCUAUGCAUAGCCAAGGACUUCAGUAGACCAUCUGGGCAGCGUUCCCGUGGUGCUGCUCUAACCAUCAGAUAAACAACCCUCCCAAGCUCCAUGUCAGUGUCGUACAAUCUACCAACCAACCAGUGCUGAAGAGAUUUUAGAACCUUGUAACAUACAAUUUUUAAGAGCUUAUACGGCAGAUUCCUUUUUACCUUGUUUUUCUUUGGGGCAUGAUGUUUUAACCUUUGCUUUAGAAGCACAAGCUGUAAAUCUAAAAGGCACUUUUUUUAGAGGUAUAAAGAAAAACUAGAUGUAAUAAAUAAGAUCAUGGAAGGCUUUAUGUGAAAAAAGUUGAAUGUUAUAGUAAAAACAAAGAUAUUUAUGAAUGUACAGUUUGCUAAAGCCAAGUUUUGUUUGUAUUGAUUUCUUUGCAUUUAUUAUAGAUAUUAUAAAAUA